GCAAACCAACCCCUCACCUCUCGCAAUCACGAGUAGACAGCGAUGGGGCGACGGGGCGGACAGCGAUGCCGGCGUUCUUCUCGAGCGAAUUUGACCUCGACCUCGACCUCGACCUCGACGGGGCAACGAGGUGGAAAGCGUCGCCGGCCUCCUCCUCCGGCGAAUUCGUUUGUCAGUAUAGCUGCUGAUUUGGGGAAUCAUGGGUUGAUCAUGGUGUUGUUUGAGACACCCUCGGGCUUUGCAAUUUUCUAUUUUGACGGGAUCAGCCUCUACGAACCAGAUGCCAUGGAGAAUAUAUGGGCGCACUUCGUCACGGAAUAUAGGGCAAGCCAUGUCAUUUGGCGAAAAGACUUUCAAGUUUUUAAGGACAAGUCUGAUGCCAUUAACCAUGAUAGUGGUCUUAACAAUCAGCUUACUAACAUGCUCUUGAAGUGGUACCAACCUGGGCAGAAACUUGCUGUUGGCAAGAUUGAAUAUAAAAUAGUCAUUGAAGCAAACUUGGGAAUAUCCUGCCUGUUUGAUGAACCUGUAAUGGAGCUGAUGCGUGGGCUGAACUAUCUCAUGCAUAGUGUAGUUCCUGAAGAAAAAUCAAAGCUAGCCGAGGAGCACUGCCUCCAGACGAGUCAAGGGCUGAAAAUGCUCCUUCAUCGUUAUGGCUUUGAUAUAAAACCGGAGAUGGUUAAUGAUUGCAUUAUUGUGACAGCAUGCAACUUAUAUGAUUCUGAUUGUUGUUUAAAGAAUCAAUUUAAGAGUUUGCGCCUUGCUAGUCACUUCCUUCAGGAUGUGUCAUCCAUUAAUUCUCAAGACUGGGACAUAUUGAAACUUGCAACAGCUCUGAAGAUGGUAUGUUACCCUGAAGACGAUAUCUUGUUUGGUAAUCCUGAUGAGAUGUUUUCAACAGAUGAGUUAUCAAAGUUAGUGGCUGAUGCACAUAAAUACGAAGACAGUGGGAUCAUUAAAGGAGCUAUUUUGAGGCUCUAUAAUUUAGUGGUGUAUCUCCUUAAUUGUAAGGCAAAGUAUCAGAGGAGAUUGGCCUCCUUCGUCAAGGAGGCUAAAGAAUCAUAUGAAGCUGAGCAAGUUGUUAGAGAGAGGGGUUCCCUUCGAACUGAUGCUUUUGAAGCGGACAUACAAGUUGGGGUACAAAUGGUUGCAGGAUAAGGUCUUAGUGUUGGAUCAGUUUCUGCCCAUUCGUAGUGAUUUCUUCCGUUAGCAAUUGCUCUCCAGCUGUAGCUGAUAUCGUGAGGAUCUAUGUGCUUUUAUAUUUAACUUUCGAACUUAUUGAAGUUGGCAUGAGCGUUUCUAUGUGCUUUUAUAUUUAACUUCGAACUUAUUGAAGUUGGCAUGAGCGUUUUCAACCAAGUACCUUUUGUAAGCUUUGCCUAUUA
This is a messenger RNA of Triticum dicoccoides, 1385 nucleotides long. RefSeq lists its product as uncharacterized. Lineage: Eukaryota; Viridiplantae; Streptophyta; Magnoliopsida; Poales; Poaceae. The record is from RefSeq and is a predicted model, not a curated record. The transcript has 7 exons. Gene Ontology annotation, molecular function: snoRNA binding. The coding region runs from base 43 to 1158 and encodes 371 amino acids. Gene Ontology annotation, cellular component: small-subunit processome; box C/D methylation guide snoRNP complex.